Pteronotus mesoamericanus is the source of this 2029-nucleotide messenger RNA. RefSeq names its product major facilitator superfamily domain containing 8 (gene MFSD8). NCBI's taxonomy places the organism in Eukaryota, Metazoa, Chordata, Mammalia, Chiroptera, Mormoopidae. The record is from RefSeq and is a predicted model, not a curated record. Gene Ontology annotation, molecular function: transmembrane transporter activity. The coding region runs from base 110 to 1660 and encodes 516 amino acids. Gene Ontology annotation, cellular component: lysosomal membrane. The transcript is spliced from 12 exons. Gene Ontology annotation, biological process: transmembrane transport.
GCGCACGCGCACUUGUCUGGAUUGUUUUGACAGCUUUGGCUGAUUUGGAAGCGAAGGAGCAGUAGGUGUCGCGAGAGUUAGCUUCGUACCUCCAGUCGGUGCUGUAACUAUGGCGGGCCUGGGGACCCAGUCUGAGCGGGAGCCGCUCUUAGGCGACCGCACACCCGGAAGCAGAGAAUGGGAUAUUAUAGAAACUGAGGAGCACUAUAAGAGCCGAUGGAGAUCUAUUAGGAUUCUGUAUCUUACUAUGUUUCUCAGCAGUGUAGGAUUUUCCAUUGUGAUAAUGUCAAUAUGGCCAUAUCUCCAAAAGGUUGAUCAGACAGCUGAUGCAAGUUUUUUGGGCUGGGUUAUUGCCUCAUUUAGUCUUGGCCAAAUGGUAGCUUCCCCUCUAUUUGGUUUGUGGUCUAAUCAUAGACCAAGAAGAGAGCCUCUCAUUGUCUCCAUUUUCAUUUCGGUGGCAGCGAACUGCCUCUAUGCGUAUGUGCACGUCCCAGCUUCUCACAAUAAAUACUACAUGCUGGUCGCUCGUGGCCUGGGGGGAUUCGGAGCAGGAAAUGUAGCAGUUAUUAGAUCAUAUAUUGCUGGUGCUACUUCUCUUCAGGAAAGAACAAGUUCCAUGGCAAACAUGAGUGCAUGUCAAGCAUUAGGUUUUAUUCUAGGUCCAGUUUUUCAGACCUGUUUUGCACUCAUUGGAGAAAAGGGCGUGACAUGGGAGACUAUACAACUUCAGAUAAACAUGUAUACAGCACCGGUUUUACUUGGCGCCUUCCUGGGAGUUUUAAAUAUUAUCUUGAUCCUUAUUAUAUUAAGAGAACAUCGUGUGGAUGACUCAGGACGAGAAUGUAAAAACAUUAAUUUUGAUGAAGAUGAGGUUCAGGUUCCCCAAGGAAAUAUUGACCAAGUUGCUGUUGUGACUACCAAUGUUCUGUUUUUUGUGGUCCUAUUUAUCUUUGCCAUUUUUGAAACCAUCCUUACUCCAUUAACAAUGGAUAUGUAUGCCUGGACUCGAGAACAAGCUGUGUUAUAUGAUGGGAUAAUUCUUGCUGCUCUUGGAGUUGAGGCCAUUAUUAUUUUCAUGGGGGUUAAAUUACUCUCCAAAAAGAUUGGCGAGCGUGCCAUUCUACUGGGAGGACUCAUCGUGGUAUGGGUUGGCUUCUUUAUCUUGCUACCGUGGGGAAAUCAGUUUCCCAAAAUACAGUGGGAAGAUUUACAUAAUAAUUCAAUCCCUAACACCACAUUUGGGGAAAUUAUCAUCACUCUUUGGAAAUCUCCAAGAGAAGACCACAGCGAAGAACCCACUGGUUGCCCCAUCGAACAGGCCUGGUGCCUCGACACCCCCAUGGUCCACCUGGCCCAGUUCUUCACGUCAGCAGUGCUCAUUGGGAUAGGCUACCCGUCCUGCAACGUCAUGUCCUAUACAUUAUAUUCGAAAAUCCUGGGACCAAAACCGCAGGGUGUGUACAUGGGCUGGCUGACAGCCUCAGGAAGUGCAGCUCGGAUUCUCGGACCUGUGUACAUCAGCCAAGUGUACACUUCCUGGGGCCCACGAUGGGCGUUCAGUCUUGUUUGCGGAAUUGUGGUGCUCACGAUCACACUCCUGGGAGUCGUUUACAGAAGACUUGUUGCUUUUUCCGUAAGGCACGGGAGGAUUCAAGAGUAACCUGGCUUACUCACCCAGGCGUGGAAAGUACUGGCUGUGUGGGACUUCCUUUACCAGGGCUCUGCUGGGACAAUGCUACGAGCCAGUUUCAGAAGUCCGGCUUCGGGUACUGUGUAUUUUGAGUAGCAGGAACAUGUAUUGAAUAACACAGGGAAUUCUAUGAGUAAUUGUGAAUAGGAAGAUAAUAUGAAAAGCAUUCGGGAUCAUGAUUUCUUUUCCUCAAAAAAGAAAUAUUCUUCAUUCAACAACCUUUUUUGGGGUUGUAUGAACUCAUGAGUGAAUGACCAAUGGUCUACAAAUGUGAAAUUGUAUUAAUUUAAACUGCAGAGUUGUCACUUAAAAUAAUGAGGGAAUAUCUAUGCAGUGAAA